Messenger RNA from Homarus americanus (American lobster), 1912 nucleotides. RefSeq names its product nucleoporin NUP35-like (gene Nup35). Gene Ontology annotation, biological process: regulation of DNA-templated transcription; NLS-bearing protein import into nucleus; nuclear pore organization. The coding region runs from base 162 to 1166 and encodes 334 amino acids. Gene Ontology annotation, cellular component: nuclear pore nuclear basket; nuclear membrane; nuclear pore central transport channel. The record is from RefSeq and is a predicted model, not a curated record. The transcript has 9 exons. NCBI's taxonomy places the organism in Eukaryota, Metazoa, Arthropoda, Malacostraca, Decapoda, Nephropidae. Gene Ontology annotation, molecular function: single-stranded DNA binding; phospholipid binding; structural constituent of nuclear pore.
UCAGUUGACCCCUGAGGUCCAGCCGCCACAACUCACCAGUGUUGAACAAAUUUGAAGUUGUGUCUUAAGUUUGGUCUAUUGUCGUGGCUGUGGGCAACUAACCUCCUCAAGGUAUCUCCACAAGGAAGACAGUAUAAGCCCCGUUUGUUAAAUAAAGUAAGAUGGAACCAAUGACAUUAGGCAGUCCUGUUGGGUCCCCCACAGCUGCUCCUCACGCCCCACCUGUCACCACCACAGCCAGUUCUUUCUUCCCGUCUUUUCUUAUGGGGGAUGUGGCGUCUCCAGCAGUAUCAAGUACACGUGUAGGAGGCGGCGGAGGUGCCAGCCCAAACAAGACAACUCGUCAGUUUUCCUCAUCAGCAACAGUGUCAACGCCAGGAUCCCCACAGCCAAUGAGAGAUUCCUUUUUCAUCUCCAGAUUGGGGCCAGACAAACCUGGAGGACCACCAACACAGAGUUUAAUGGGUGUUCGAGGUCCACCUUCAUUGCCCCAGUCUCCAGUUCCUGCACGUCUAGGUAGUCCCUAUGUUGAUCAACAUGUUUUAGGUACACCAAUUGGAGGGUUUGGCUCACAGUUAACUCCUGGUGGAUAUGGUACUCCUGGCUCCCCCUUGCUCUCCACCUCCCAGUGUGCCUACGGUAGUGCCGUCUACACACCCUCUAGAGAUCAUUCUAGCUUCUUUGGCCAAGAUUCAUUACAAUUGUCUGUAAGUGAUGUCAUGGAAGACACUUGGGUAACAGUGUUUGGUUUCCCAGCAGCAGCAGCUUCAUAUAUACUGACUCAGUUCACACAGCUGGGCACCAUCACUGAACACCGCAACCCUGGGUCAGGAAACUGGAUGCAUCUGAAGUACCAGACAAAACUUCAGGCCAGAAAAGCAUUGAGCAAGAAUGGGAAGGUUUUCAGUGGAAACAUCAUGGUUGGUGUGUUGCAAUGCAAUGACAAGACAAUCACAGGUGAUAAAGAGAAUAUGUCCACAAACAUGAGCAAUAUCAUGUCUCCUGAUAACUCCAGUCUAGUGAGCACUCCUAAAUCCAACAUGAGACCGCUGAGCCAGGCCUACCAGACGGCUCAUGCUGAACACGAGGUAAUACCCAAAGUUAACACGCCAAAGAAGAAUGACAGUCUUGUCUCCCGAGCAAUGCAGCACAUUUUAGGAAUGUAAAUGUAUAAGUCGAUCUGGUUUGUCUUUUUUAAAGUUCCUUUCAUCCUGUCUCUAGCCACACUCACAGUGCAGUUCACUUAAUGCUUCUUCUUUUAGUUCUUAUGGUAUAUAUAUAAACCUUCUGUAUAUUCUAUUUCUAUCAUAGAUCAUUUUUCUGACUUUUGUCUUUUAUUAAUUCUUUACUUCAUAUUUCCUCUUUGUACAGUAGUAUAUGUAUUGUGAACACCUUCAUUUGUUUUGUAUAAUUCUUUUCUCAUUAAUGUAGUGGUUGACUUGUGUGUACAGUAUAUUAGUAGAGCCAGUUUGCAAAAUUCUUAUUUAGGAAAUUUCAUGUCUUAUUAUGACAUACUUCACUGGAAGUGUUAUAAUUAAGAUCCAUUCAAGAUACUGUACUGUAUUACAGACUUUUUUAUAUAAGAGUGUGUUAAUCUCCUUUGUGUACUCUGUAAAAAGUGAGUUAAGAGGGAAAAUUAUAUUCACUAUAUGUUACUGUAUAACUACACAUACUGUAAUAGUAUCCAUUUAUACUUUGAAACCAAUUGCUGUGUUAACUUACUUCAAUUGGUUCUUGUUAACUAUUUGACAGUAAGUGUUAGGUAUGUUUUGUUUUGUGUGUGAAUGUUGACUGAGAUUGAUUUUUUUAAAAGUUUAUACAUUCAUGUUUGAAUUACCAUGCAGAGAGUACGUGCCUGUGAGAGGAAUUAUUUUAAAGCCAUUAUAAAUAAAUUUUUAAAAUAAUAAAUGAC